Molecule: messenger RNA, 3516 nt
Organism: Phlebotomus argentipes
Lineage: Eukaryota; Metazoa; Arthropoda; Insecta; Diptera; Psychodidae
Exons: 7
Coding region: 1373-2101 (242 amino acids)
Source: RefSeq, a predicted model, not a curated record
GUAGUGCUUGUCAAGCCGUCACUGAAUAAACAACGUGUCUGCGUGUGUGAUUUUCUCAAUGCACACAGAGCAUUUCCCGCAAUAUUUUAUCACUGGGAUAAAUCGGAGUUUUCGUGAGGCUGUCGUUAGGACGGAGGGAUCAAUUGAGGUGCUAAUUGAGGUGUGAUGUGCAUAAGGGGAUAAAAGUGGUUGGAUUGUGGUGUGUUAAACAGGCAUCACAGAGAGACAGAGUUUUGUGUGGUCCCAAUUUUUCGUGUGAACGCGAAGAAAUUUUUUACUUCUUCUUCUGAAAUUCCUCCAUUCACCACGAGAGAGACAACAAAUUGAGGAUUUUUCCUCCAUCUGUCGUGAAUGCAUAAUUACGCAUAUUUGUCAAUUAUUUGUAUUCUGCUCAGCUUGGCACCGAAAUAACAUUUUUAAAUGCAUUUUUAAAUAAGGGGGAGAGCGAGAAAAGUGUUGGAGCUCUGCUGCCAAUAACAAAAACACCCAAUCCAAAGUGAACAAAGUGAAGUCCAUCAAUUGCCAAUAAAUAUAAUAAUAAUGUUGAGGCUCGCGAUCGAGUGAGAUAGCCAGAGUGUGUGUUUUGUGCCCACCUUGACGUUCCAGCGGCUCUCAAUCGCGUGUCAAAGACCUUAUCACUGUUGCUCCAGAUAAGGUUCAUCUGAGCUCGAAAACAGUAACUUGGCGCGCGAUGUCUUGUGGUUCAGGAAAGUGAUGCACAUCCAAGGCAAGAAAUGAGUUUUGAAGCUCUUUUACCCAGUGCCACGAUUAUUUGCCUUACUCCGGUGCCUCGCAAUAGCGCUUUUCUUCUCAAUUAAAAAUAAUAGAAAAAAAACUCCGCGAGAGUGUUUGUAAUUAAUAUAAUAAGACACAUAAGAAAAGAAACAAAACCCACCUUCUGCAUCAUCGGCCGGGCAAAUGCAUGCGUACGAGUGAAUGGGUUAUUUUUUCCACCAAUAUAUUUCACACGAAUGUGUAUGUGUUAAUUUACAGUUCAAUUUUCAAUGAUAACCAAUUAUAUUGAGUGAAACUUCCAGUGUCUAUUGAGCUUUAAGUUGAAAACUUGUGUGUGCAUUUUAAGUGAAAUCACGAGCCAGAUUCUCUCUCAAUCCCGCGCGAUCAUCGAUCAGGAGAGGAUAAUCUUUGAGGAGGGAGCGAGAGUGAGAAAAAGCGCGUUUACAGACUGAUGCAUUUCUGUGUGUGGACAUUCAGCUGGCAAACAGAUGCAUCAUCAUGGACUUUUCAUGUGAUUUGUGACACAGAAAAUUAGGCGGACAGCGAUCGCCCGCGAUAUCGGCGACUCGAUCAGCAAAUAACACGACAAAAGAGAUCUGCUGGCUGAAGUGGAAUCCUCAGACAGUUGUUGGUGAAGAUGCUAAACUGCACGGAUCUGGCAUGUGUCCUCCACCAUCAUCACUUUUACGCUCAUUUGCAUCACUUACGACAUCAUCUGCAAGAUGACAAUGACAAUACGGGGUAUGGAGAUGGGGGUGACAUAGACAACAAUGACAUCCAAGGAUUGCUCAAUGACACUGAUUCUGAACUAUCGUCAUUAUCGCACCUUGAUGCUCCAGACGAUGUUAUUAACGUUGUUUAUGGAGUUGUUAUUGCCAUGCUCCUAGUUGGUGUUAUAAUCGUCCUAGUCGCAGUUACAAUCAGACACAAUAAGUUUGUGAUUGAGAACGGACAUUCAGCCUGUGAUAGCGAAGCCAAUAAGAGAAGAAAUAUGGUCGGAAGCAACGGAACACUAAUGACAAUGCGGCUCGUUCGCAGUAAACUACGGAAACGCGAAGAGAGCUCCAGCUCAGUCACGGUGGAGGCUCCAACUCAGAUCGUUCCGGCUGUGCCUGAAGCUCCAGUCACCUACAGGCAGAAUCCAUCCAGCGUCUGGGUCUUUCCGCCAUUGCCGCCCCAGCCGAACCUCUACUGUGCUAAUAGUCAAGAUGCACUCGUGCAGGCAAAUGAACGGAACGGCCUGAAGGGCUUCAAGAGGCAACUCAGCGGACGCUUCAAGCGACUCAUCUCGAGGAAACCCCACGAAGCGACUCCGGUGAUACCGCCCGAACUGAAGCCGCAGCUCAAGACGAUCUAUGUGUACUGAAUAGUCACUCAAGUCCAUGUGGGAUCACCGAGGAUCCGGCAGUAGUUUCUUGUUUUCUUUAUUUUUAAGUCAAAGAAUCCAUCUUUUACUUAAUUUGCUGUAGAGAAGUAAGUCAAGGAGUAGAUUUUUGCGCUCUUGCAGAGUUCUUUUAUUUUCCUCAAAAUGACGUUUAGAGAAGCAAAGAAAGUAAAAACAGAAAAAUAUCACAGAAUAUUGAUGACCAAUAGAGUUAAAAGAAAAAAGCAAGAAGAAAAAUUGGAGGAAAUAAUAAUUUGUUUAUAGAGGAAGGAGAGAAGAAAAAUAUGAUAACGAACCAAAUUUCUUUGGGUAUUCGUGUUAAGGACCAUAAAGAUUCUUUUUAAAUGAGUUCUGUAGUUCACACACAAAGACUGAAUUCAAUUGAAGCAUCAAAUAUCUUUUCUCUUGGGGCGAUUCUUCGCGUGUUUUUAUUUGAGGGAAAAAUAGCGCAAUUUUCCCGGUGUUUUUCUUGUCUCGCACAGACAGAGAUGAAAAACAGAGACAAGUUGAGCAAUUUUCCCUAGAAUUUCCCUCCCAUUGUUUCUUUUUCCACAUUAAGCAUUCUUCUUUUUGAGCUAAGCUAGAAAAAGCAUCUCAGCUGGUAAAAUUGCAGAGUUUGAGAAACCGAUGAUGGAUUAAAAAUAGAACUUUUCAUUUGCAUUUCUGAGAGAAAAAAAUAAACACACUUUAUAUACAUAGUAAAUAGCGAGCUUGUGGAAAAAGUGCACGAGAAGAUAGAGAAAACCACUAAAUAAACAAUGCACAAUUUAGUAGUUUAACAACAACAACAAACAAAAAAAAAGAAGGGAAGAUGUUUCCAUUGAAGAUGAGAAAAAUGAGAAAAAUUGAUCAGAGGGUGGCUAUUUUUUGUGGAUUCACCCUCUAAAGUGAUGAUAAAUGCAUAAUAAAAGAAUACAAUUUUAAUGUUAAUUGAAUAGAGUCGUAAUUGAGCAGAAGAAUUUUCCAGCAGCAAUUUAAAAAGUCAGAUUCAAUUAAGUAGAGGAAAUUUUGCUGAGAAAAUACCGCAUAUUGAAAUGAUUUUGCAUAAUAAUUUUAAAAAAUAACUAACGAUUCACUCACAUUGAGUGGAAAUUUUAUCAUAUCCACAAUAUUAUAUAAAGAAAAAAAAUUCCCUUUCUCUCCUGCCUGAAAAAUAUGACCAGAUCAAGAAAACUGGCUAAUCUUGUAUUUUUUUCAUGGAACUGGCAAAAACACAGCAGGAAAGAAGGGAAGAAUCAUAAGUUUUCCGAACUAAUGUGUAUUAUUGAGAAAUUAUUCUGAGAAAGAGCUGUUUAAAUAAAUUAUAUGUACUAUUUACAUUAAUUUAACAAUACAAGAAAAAAAAACUUGAGAAAGGAUUUAAAAAAACACGAAUAAAAAGCAAUAUUCAUGAGAAA